Molecule: messenger RNA, 3143 nt
Organism: Nyctereutes procyonoides (raccoon dog)
Lineage: Eukaryota; Metazoa; Chordata; Mammalia; Carnivora; Canidae
Gene: CCDC97
Product: coiled-coil domain containing 97
Exons: 5
Coding region: 125-1159 (344 amino acids)
Source: RefSeq, a predicted model, not a curated record
UUGUUUGGGACUCCGCCGAGCACCCGGCCCCCGGAGUGUGCUCAGCCGGAAGUGGCCGCCCAGGGCUUGGGCCCGGGAUUGGCGUGCAGACCCCACCGCGGCGGCUAAUUAGUAGAGAAUCAGUAUGGAGGCCGUGGCGACCGCGGCGGUGGCGGCGAGGGAACCUGAUGAAGACUGUACACAGGCCAGUACUGGGCACUGGGGAGAACUGAGCUGGACACCUGUCCCACCCAGACCCCAGAACAAGUUGGAAGCAGCAGAGAGAGCACCAGGGGCCCCGGAUGAUGGCUCCCCUGGGGCUGAGAAUCCGGCGGUGAGUGCCAUGCUGCGUGCUGUGGCUGCCAGCCGCCUGCCUGUGUGUAGCCAGCAGCAGGGCGAGCCUGACCUGACUGAGCGGGAGAAGGUGGCCAUCCUGGGCCAGCUAUACCACGAGAAGCCACUGGUGUUCCUGGAGCGCUUCCGCACAGGCCUCCGAGAGGAGCAUCUGGCCUGCUUUGGCCACUUGCGCGGUGACCAUCGUGCAGACUUCUACUGUGCCGAGGUGGCCCGGCAGGGCAGUGCCCGACCCCGCACCCUGCGCACCCGCCUGCGUAACCGACGCUACGCUGCCCUGCGUGAGCUCAUCCAAGGCGGCGAGUACUUCAGUGACGAGCAGAUGCGGUUCCGGGCCCCAUUGCUAUACGAGCAGUACAUCGGGCAGUACCUAACCCAGGAGGAGCUUAGUGCCCGCACCCCAACCCACCAGCCGCCCAAGCCCGGCGCCCUCGGCACACCUGCCUGCCCGCUCUCCGACCUGCUGCUCCAGUCCUACCAGGAGCGGGAGCUGCAGCAGCGGCUGCUCCAGCAGCAGGAGGAGGAGGAGGCCUGCCUGGAGGAGGAGGAAGAGGAGGACGACAGUGAUGAGGAAGACCAGAGCCCCAGCAAAGACUCAGAAGCCUGGGUGCCUGACUCAGAAGAACGGCUGAUUCUGCGGGAAGAGUUCACCAGCCGGAUGCACCAGCGCUUCCUGGACGGCAAGGACGGGGACUUUGACUACAGCACUGUGGACGACAACCCCGACUUUGACAACCUGGACAUCGUGGCACGGGAUGAGGAGGAGAGGUACUUCGAUGAGGAGGAGCCUGAGGACGCACCCAGCCCAGAGCUGGACGGGGACUGAUGGCCUGGCCACCUGCCCCACCCACGACUCCCUCUAGGGCACAGCCUCGCUGGCUCUGGUGCCAUCCCAGCCGACUCCCUGCCCCUCUGUGUGUGGGGUUCCCUGCUUCUCCCCCCCCCCCCCCCGCCCUCCAACGCCCACUCCGCCUGUGUCUCACUAUCUCUCUGGCUCACUCGCUUUUUCUCCCUGCUUUUCUCUUGCUUUCUGCAUCCCUUCCUCCGUCUGCACCUGUCUUUCCUCUCUGCCUUUCUCUGUCCCCUUCUCUGUGCCUCUCUUCCCACGACAGGGCCCAGGCCGAACAUCCUCCCCUUGAGCGAGGCCAGUGGGCCUCUCGUAGCUGUAGGCCAUGUGAGGCCAGGUGGAUGGAAGUGCCCAGUGCAGGGUCCGGGUCUGCCCCCAGCCUCUCCUCCGAGCCUGUUUCUCCGCCUCUGCACUGCGGCUCUUGCCUCCUUGCCUCUGUUCCAUCCUGUCUCCUUCAGCCUCGCUCUCCGGGGCUCUGGCUCUUCCUGCCUGUACGCUCCCAUCUCUCGCACUCCACGCCGCCUCUGGCCCUCUGUCUGCCUCUCAGCCUUUCUGUCUCUGGUUUCCAUGUGGUCCCUCCAGAGCCCUGACUGCGGAGGAAGGUGUCUACCAGCAGUAACCUCUCCGCCAGGACCCCGGCUUGGGAGGAGGAUGCAGGGGCAUCACUGGGGCCACGAGCCUGCCAGCUUGGGUAUGGCGGGAAGGGGCAGGGGGCUCUCCCCUGUCAGCCCCACACCCCCGUCUGCUGGCCACAAUGUUCCCUUCCUUCAUUUCCUCCGCCUCCUUCUCCCUCUCCUGUUUACACUCCCUGAAUACGCACAGGCUGUUAUCAUGGGUCCUGAGUCAUCCCACACACAGCCUGCCCCAGCAUCCCUGCCCCCAGCUGGCCACAGGGCCCGCCCCACAGAGCCCCCUGCCGCCCCGGGCUAAUGGGAGCCAGAUGGCCUCCCAGUGACUCAGCCACUGGCCUGUGGGAACCCAGGCGUCCCGCCUUCCCAUGCCCCCACACCCGGCUCCUGCUACCCCAGCAGACACACAUGGAGACAGGGUCAGCAUCUUGCGUGGGGGUGGGCGGCAGAGGCCACAGGUCAGAGAGGCGGGGCCUGGGGACCCUUUGCUCCUGGAAGCCAGAAUGGUGGCACCUCACCAUAGCCAAGCCCACAGGACCCUCAAGACCACUUCAGGCAGGCAGCCCAGCGUAAGGGGAAGACCCCGAGGCCUCCUGGGGCCACAGCUCUUGACCCUUGGGCGUCAGCUCUGCCCUCUGGGUCAAGCAGGACUAGAGCCAGACACAGAAAGUGAGAGCUGGCCUAGAGGCCAAGGGACAUUCACAUGGAGAGACUUAAGUAUGGAAGCAUCCAGUGACUGAACAGCCCUGUCCUUUGCCGGGCCCGGCGCCACACUGAGUCCUCCAAGCAGCCCUGUGAACCGGGGACUCACCUCCAUUUCAUAGGUGAGUCAGGGGAGGCCAGAAGGGAGAUGUCACUUGGUGAAGGCCGCCUGGCCAGUGGAGAUGGAACACUGGGUCUAGGACCUCACAGGUGCUGGAGACCAUUGUCGUAGGCUGCGUGUCAGGAAGACCAACGAGGAGCUGGCUGUCAGGAUACCAGCGCUAAGCUUCACCCCCUCCCCACGCGCUUGGCACCGCCCCGCAAGGGCUCGGAACCGUCUGGAUGGCGUGUAAGUCAGCACCUGGGCCGGAACCAUCACGGCGCUCCUGCGCCCCAUGUGCCGCCGCGUCGCUGCCCCGGCUCCCAGAGAAGCGCAGCAUCCUCCGCCGGCCCGGCUUGCCCCUGGGUAUGUGUGUGCCCGCAGCCCGCAGCCCGGGAGAGUUUGCUAACACAGGAGCAGCCCUCCGUGAUGUGUGCGGGUUUCGUCCGUCUGUCAUUUGGUCAUUAAGGCUGUUUGUGAUAUACUUUGCCGGACGUAGAUUCGUUACAUAAUAAAGUGAUGAGAGACAACA